This is a messenger RNA of Neolamprologus brichardi, 1471 nucleotides long. The record is from RefSeq and is a predicted model, not a curated record. NCBI's taxonomy places the organism in Eukaryota, Metazoa, Chordata, Actinopteri, Cichliformes, Cichlidae.
GUUCAGAAUAACUGAUAAAGGCACGAAUUCGUGAGAGUAGGUGUGAUGGCCUCAGAGGAACAGCCCGGAGCAGCAGGAGGGAGGGCGAGGAGAAGUAGUAAGGACGAGCCUCCAACAGUGUCUGAUUUCAGGCUGGUUCUGGUGGGGAAGACUGGAGCAGGAAAGAGUUCCAGUGGAAACACUAUCCUGGGAAGAGAGGCCUUCAGAGCUGCUUCCAGUCACUCCUCAGUGACCGCUGAAUGCUCCAAGCAGCAGGAAAGGGUGUUUAAGAAGAUGGUCUCAGUGGUUGACACUCCCGGCCUCUUUGACACGUUCCUGCCAGAAGACGCCGUAAAAAGGGAGAUCUCCAAAUGCAUCAACAUGUCAGCUCCGGGGCCCCACGCAAUCCUGCUGGUCAUCAGCGUGGGACUCUUCUCAGCAGAGGAACGAGAUGCUGUGAAGAAGGUGGAGGAGAUCUUUGGAGAGGGUGCCUGGAGGUACACCAUCAUCCUCUUCACUCACGGAGACAAAGUCGGAGCAGACUUUGACGAGUUCAUAACGAAGGAGUCAGGACCUGAGCUGCAGGAGGUCCUGAAGAAGGCUGGAAACAGAUACCACGUCUUCAACAAUCUCAAAGCCAAUGACCGCCGCCAAGUCCUGAAUCUGCUGAAGAAGGUGGAUAAGAUGGUGGCCGACAAUGGAGGAGAGUUUUACUCCAAUUACACCUACCUGGAAGUUGAGAAAAUGUUGAAACAGAGAGAGUCAGAACUCAGAGAGUUCUUCGAGAAGAAGCUGGAGGAGGAAAUUAAAGCUGUAGAGUCAGAGUACAACAAGAAGCUGGUGGAGGCUCAGGAGGAGAAACAGCAGGUGGAGGAGGAACUGCAGUCUGAGCUGGAGGAGCUGAAGCGGUAUUAUUGGGCUUUAGAGAGCGGAGUCCAUCAGGUCGUGGAGCAGAUGACCAGAGAUGACUGUUUUGAUGAAAUCCUCACCAAGUUCCACGAGACCCUGAAGAUAAACUGAGCUGACAUCAUCAGUUAUGUAGCUCUGUUCUUCAAAUUAAACUCAUGUUACUGUAACCACUGCAAAAAGAGAAACACUGUUCAGUCUGUUCCAAGUGGUCAGAGUCAUCAUGUUAACCACAUGUAACAGUAACUACAGUGUAGCUGGAACCAAAAUCUUCAUCUUUAAAACCAACAUAAUGAAAAAAGUCUGUCACUGAAUCAAACCUGUAGGCAAAUGUAGUCUCAUCACAUUACUGUGAGUGUGAUGUUAUAACAUCUUCAUCCAGCAGACUGUUAAAAAAGAAUGAAUCAUGAGGUGUAUAAAAUAGCAUAGGCAUUUUAUUGUCAUUCAGAACAUACAGUUAGUGCACAACAGAAUGAAAUGUUGAUGCAUUUACUCACCAUCAGAGUGUACGAUAUAAAUAAAUAAAUAAAUCGAUGAAAUAUAAGAAUAUAUUUCAUUUUUUUCUUCUUUUUUCAGUUUCUUUCUC